This is a messenger RNA of Neogale vison (American mink), 6180 nucleotides long. RefSeq names its product C-X-C motif chemokine ligand 12 (gene CXCL12). Gene Ontology annotation, molecular function: chemokine activity; CXCR chemokine receptor binding. The transcript is spliced from 4 exons. Gene Ontology annotation, cellular component: external side of plasma membrane; extracellular region. The record is from RefSeq and is a predicted model, not a curated record. Gene Ontology annotation, biological process: axon guidance; positive regulation of cell migration; immune response. The coding region runs from base 87 to 446 and encodes 119 amino acids. Lineage: Eukaryota; Metazoa; Chordata; Mammalia; Carnivora; Mustelidae.
GCUCGCCUCCCGCCGCCGCACUUUCACUCUCCGCCGCUGCGUUCGCUCAGCGUCCCGCCUGAGUCCGCCCCCCGCGUGCCGGUGCCAUGAAUGCCAAGGUCGUCGUCGUGCUGGCCAUCGUGCUGGUUGCGCUGUGCCUCAGCGACGGGAAACCUGUCAGCCUGAGCUACAGAUGUCCUUGCCGAUUCUUUGAGAGCCACGUUGCCAGAGCCAACGUCAAGCAUCUCAAAAUCCUCAACACUCCGAACUGUGCUCUUCAGAUCGUGGCGAGGCUGAAGAACAACAACAGACAAGUGUGCAUUGACCCGAAACUGAAGUGGAUUCAGGAGUACCUGGAGAAAGCUUUAAACAAGGGGCGCAGAGAAGAAAAAAUGGGGAAAAAAGAAAAGAUAGGAAAAAAGAAGCGACAGAAGAAGAGAAAGGCUGCUCAGAAAAGGAAAAACUAGUUAUCUGCCACUUCGAGAUGGACCGCAGUGCACGCUGCCCUUGUCUCCCCCGGCGCUUUGUAAAUUUGCUCUAACCCUCCUCCAGGGCAGACCCCUUGCCUUCCAAGCGGGGGCUCAGACCUCCGUGGAGGAGCGGUGCUCCUGUGGCCUGACUGGCCCCUGUAUUUAUGCGCAUUUUCAGGCCCUUCCUGGUCUGCUAAGUUAUGAAGAAAGUAGUUGUGCAGAGACUGGGGCGGCGGUCUGGGGUGAGGAGGAGACUGUGCUCGCAACUCUGUCUCGCGUGGCCCAGGGUCUCUCCAGCACUGCCCUGGGCUACCCAGCCUCCCACCCCGCCCUCCACUCCCUCUCUCCGAAGGGCCGGUGACUGCUCCGGAGCCCACAUGGCUCCACACAUUCGCCAUCUGUCUUCCUACUGAGGCCAGGGUGGGGCUGCCCUCCCCUGCCCUGCACAGAGCCGUGACUAGCCCAGGAGCGGGAGCCUUGGCCAGCAAGGGACAUGCACCUCCUGCCCUCCCCUUGACCAUGGCCAGUGCCGUCACCGCCUUCGUGGGGCAGCUGUGGCCGUGCCUUUUGCAGGUGCUCACUGACUUUUUUUCCCAAGUGCCUGCUGCUGGCCCUGCACCCCUCUGAUGCCCAGGGUGGAACUCGUCCGGCAGCGGCUCCCAAGGCUGUGAGAGUGGCUUUGCCUCUGAGCAGGGGUGCUUUCUGCAUGCCAGGUGUGGAAGGUGGGUGGGAGCUCCACAUUCCCAGGGAGCAGCUGUGGAAAUACUUCUCAGGGAGCCUCUGGGCCCGGCAAUUCACUUUACAGAUUCUUUAAACGGGUCCCCAAUGUGGAGGAACUGUGUGAAAGGCCUGUUUCUCCCACCCACCUCCUGCGGGGUGAGGCUCUGUGACCCUGUGCGAUUAGGUUCCAGGACACAGCUGCCGCAGCCCUCACUCAUAGGAAAUAUCCGCUUCAAGUGAACAUGGUGUUCUAGAAAGUUCUAGAACUUUCCUCAUACCACCCACAGAUUAAUGUCUAAGAUUUCUUGCCAAGUCUCUUUAAUUUGGACCAGAAGAAGGGGGAUCCCACGGGAGAGCAAGGCCCUGAUUUCAGUAAUACUUUGAGAAAGGACACCUCGAAUAUCUGGGCUGUUCUCCCCAUCCUCCUGUCCCUUAUAAACACUCAGCCUGCUCCCCAGGCCCUUGGUCGUAAUUCAGCAUGUGGACACAGAAAGAUGAAGUGGUUGGAGGUCAGAACAGAUGGAAUGAGGAGAAGAAAAUCUCAGGUCCCUGCAUGUCCCACUCAAACUGCAGCACUGUGUUCCCUUCUGCUUUAGUGCCGUCCUCUGUGACAGCAGCACAGUGCAUGUGGCAUUCCUUGUCUCCAUCAGGGAAGUGUCCUGCCAGGACGCUGCAGCCAAAGACCUUUUAGUCCCCAUCGCCAUCCAUUUAUCCAGCCGACUCUCAGCCUGCGCCCCUCUGGCCAGCCCUGGGGUCAGCAGACCUGCUCCCGGGCAUGUGGGGAGCCCACCCCCUCUCCGCCUCGGAAGGCAUUGGCUGUUUGCUGGUCUGCCCCGGGCUGCAGUCUUCUGUGGAAGCCAGCAGUGGACCUGGUCCGGGGAACCUUGGCUGGGGUAGCCCACCUCUUACAUAAGCAUCUUGGAGCCGGUCACACCUGAGGUCCCAGGCUCUCCAUUCUUGAUCCAGCAGGAUUAGCACAUCUCUGUGCCUAGAGAGGGGUGGCAGGUCCAACCUGGACACCGCAGAGGGCUACCCGCCAUCUAGCCGUGGUGAGCAGGGGGAGUUGCUGAGGGGACUAAGACAGCUGGCCCCACAUAAGAAAAGCAAACAAGCUCUAGGCUGUCCUUCUAUGACUCCACUGGCCUUGGGCCCUCACGCUACCUGACAAGCCAACCCGAUGUCCUGGAAGAGUGAAGAGCCAACCUCCAUUCCAUUGUGGGUUGAAACUAGGCAGUGCUCUCCCAGGGCACUCGGUCCUGGGCCAACCCCCGCAGUGCUGGCCCAGAGACCCUGGGGCCAGUCAGCAGGGCUGGGGUGUCGAUGGAGGUGGUUGAUGGUGCCAAGGCCUUGGAGGAGCAGGCAGCCUCCUCCGGGCUAGGUGUGUGUUGGGGCCACGCUGAGGCCGGGGGGGCUGGUAGCCCUCCAUGUGUGCUGGGCUCGGGCGGGGUGCCCCGCCUGCCCUGUCGUGUGACCACUGUGCUGUGUUGUCUGUCCACGUGCCCUUGUUCAUCUGCUGUGCCCCGUGCUGGCCGCGCCCUCUGUCUUCACUUCCCAACUUCCACCUCUCCCUCCGCUUCAGCCACCAGCUGCCUCUCCCCCCACCUUCCCCUUUCCCAGGGCCUCGGAAAGCCGGCGAUUUGGAAGUCAGGAGUUGGGGGCCCCGCCACCGCCGCGGGGGGUCUCGGCGUUUCAGGCAUGCAGCCUGGCCGCUGUGGGAACCCGCCUUAAUGGUGUCUCCCUCUGUUCUUGUUAACAGGAGGUUCAAGAUGUGAGAGGCGCAGGUGGGGUCAGACGCCUGAGGAAACCUUACAGUAGGAGCCCGGGUCUGAAAGCAGUGUUAGGAAGAGCCCGCAGUGGCUCCCCUGCACCCAGGCAGGGCCCAGUGCAUUUCCAAGGGCUUCGUUCUGCACAGUUUGCCUUAUUUUCACCAUUUGAUUAUGUAGCAAAAUAUAUGGUGUUUACUCUUCAUUUAGUUUGAUUAUCCAAUGUCACUGGUGACAAAUAGGAACUUAGACUAAGGCCAUUAUUUUACUUGCUAUCUUACGGUAUCUUCCCCAUGGAGCCCCUCGCCUGGCCCGAGGUUCCUGAGUGUUGUACCACCCUGAACUGUGCAGGCUGGGACCCCCGAUCACCCUGUCCUAGGAUGGAGAGCCACCAGGAGGUAUCAAAGCCCACCAGCCUGGGCAAACCCUAGUGAAGGCUGCCCUUGUGCAGGGGGUAGAGGAGGGCUAGGUUUAGAGGGCCAGGCAGAAGCCUCACCCUUCCCUGGAGUGAGGCGUAGGGUAUUCCCCUUCAGUGAGCAUCACAGAGCUUCCCCCAGCCAAGGAAGGCAGGAGUGUGAGGCUGGGGUAGGGGGAGACACGCCCCCAUCCUGAGCUCUUCUCUACAUCCCAUCACGUUCUUCUCAUCACUGUCUCUCUCAUCCAUCAUCAUGUGUAUCCAAGACUGUCUCCAUCACCCCGGAAAAAGACUCUCAAGACCAAAGCUUUCAUUUAAACUGGGCACCAAGAAGCAAAUCAAAAUGUCUCGUGUUACCAUGUUCUGAAAACACUGUGCACAUCUGUGUCUUGUUCGGAAUACCGUCUGUCGUCCAACCCUGUGUUCUUGUUCAAAGCCAAUGUCCUCGCUGCAUGCACUGUCAGCUCCUCGUAUGCAAAGGCUCAGAGUCAGGAGACGUCUUUUAACCAGGUUUCUGAUUAGGGCUGUGAGCCUCUUGGGUGGACAGCCUGGGUUUCUCCACGGAUCGCAAACCCAGGAUGGAUCCACAGAGCCCAAGGGAAUUCGGUUUUCAGCUGGGCUGAACUGUGAGGACGCCAGCCCUCCCUCCAUGCUUCCAUAGGUGUGAGUAUCUCAGAACCACGGAGAAUUUUGUCUCCGUGGCGCCAAGAGCGUGAUUCUUUUGGCCGUCACAUGAAAAGAAUCCUCAACUCUUUUUUGGUUUUUGAAAACCCAAUCCACAGAAUAAUGAAUCCUGGACAGGAAGAUUCUUUCCCAGUUAAAAUCUAACCUCAUCUUUUUCCCCACUUGGCAAUCCCAUCAUCUGCUCCCUUGUAAAGUGGUCUCUGGACUUGGCCGCUGGAAUUGCCUUGUGCUUCCAGAAUGUCCAGCAGGGCAUUCCUCCUAGAAAAGGGGACGUUUGGGAAAGUAGGUUAAAACCUUGACAUGUAAAGGGUUUCCCUUUACUAAGAUCAGUUUGUAGAGUUGCAUUAAGCAGUUUUAAAAUACCACUUUUUGAACAACUAGGCAUUUGAGGGGUUUUUGCUUAUUGUCUUUGUUUUAUCUUUCGUCUCAUGAAUACUUUGUCCCUUUGGUUAAAUAGCCCAGGGAAAAUUUUUAAAUUAAGAAAGAAAAAUAGAAGGCCAAAACCGGGAAAUGUAUCCAUCGAUAGGACACUGUAAAUACUAUAGAGAAAUUAUAUUAUAAUAAAAUAACCUUGAAUUAUAGAUGUUUUUAGAUAUAAUCAUCUUUGGGUUGUCAAGAACAUGUUUAAAGCAUUUCCAUAAAUAUUCCUUUAUAUAGAAUCUUCAGGUAGAAAGCCAGUCCACCAAACAAAAAACGUGUAUCUUCAAGUCAGUUAUGUUAUAUUGAAUAAAAUAGAGUACAAGGGCCUUUAUUAACUGUAAGGAAUAAAGAACUGAUCUCAGGACCCUCUUCUGAAAUUAAGUUAUCACUGCAGGUCUCCUGAACUAUACUAUAGGUGAAAUGAUCGAAUUUUCAGUGGGAUGGGCAUUUUCUAAGUAAUCCAAGAUAAUUUAAAACUCUCAUGGAAAAUUUGGAGCCGUCCUCCCCUGGAAUCCAUGAACCAGAACCAUUAAAUCUCUUGCUCCCCAAAAAACAAGGCUCUAAAUCUUAACUGCAGUCAAAAAAAGAAUCAUUCCUUUCUCCCCAAUAGAGGGAAAAAUAGAUAAGAGUAGAAACUGCAGGAAAAGUUCUCUGCCUAACAAUUGCCCUUCUUGCACUCUGCUCCUGAACAAAGACGGCCUCUUGAAAGCAAAUAUGCAUUUAAAUAGUCUAUUUGCAAAGGAAAAGGCUCUCUUGAUCCCCUUUUGCUUUAAAAGUACAAGUCAAGUGCAUCCAUGGAUUAGGAGUCUCCGGCUGUGCCUCCCUGUCCAGUGCUGCUCAACCUGACCUUCCCUUGGGCUCCUUGUAACCCCCAGGGCAGUCCUCCCUCUGCCAGCCUUUGCAUCAGGACCUGGGCAGCUGUGGGGCCGGGCUGGGGACGGGACUCGCCGAAGUGCUGUGUGUUUAUAUCCGAAUCUGCGCCAUGUGUCGUGUGUACUGUUCUUCGUCCAGCCCUGCUCAGGCGCUGAGACCCCAGCGAGGAGGCUCAGGAGAGGGACUCUCUGCGUGUGGGCCUGUCCUCCGGAGCAAGGAGGCUCAGCUUGGAGCACACAGCCUGAAUGGCAGAAGGUUGCAGUCCCCGCUGUGUGAAGCCCAGAGAACUCCUAAGAAUUUUCAUUGGAUCCGAUUUCACCUUCCUUUUCUAACUGCUGCCUGAUGCUAUAGCCAUGGGCUCUGGGCAGGGAGUUUAUCAGCCCCCCAAGCCCCUGCCCCAGGGGGUGCACCCUUCCACAGCAGGAUGAGAAUUGUGGGGUCCCUGUACACAUCCUCCCUGACCCAUUCCAAGGGAUCCCCUUCCCUGGGAAGUGCUCCCUAGAAACCUUUAAGUCCCAUAAGCAGACCACUGACACGGCCAAGUUGAAAAAAAAAAAAAAAAAACCUCCAAGCUACUUGUGGGUCCGUAACCUCGCUGGUGUCUCAGUCUCCCAAGCAGUGAUGGGUUCAGUGUUAAAUGUGAUGAAUACUGUAUUUUGUGUUGUUUAAAUACAUCUCCCAGAUAAUGUGAAAAUGGUCCAGGAGAAGGCAGCUUCCUGUAUGCAGUGUGCUUUUUUUUUUUUUAAAUAACAAAUAACUUCUUUUGAGAAACAACCAUUUCUACUUUGAAGUCAUAUCAAUGAAAAGUUGUAUAUCCACUUACAAUUUUCCUAAUAAAGACAUGUAUUCAAAUGUA